Athene cunicularia (burrowing owl) is the source of this 2534-nucleotide messenger RNA. RefSeq names its product claudin 2 (gene CLDN2). Gene Ontology annotation, cellular component: plasma membrane; bicellular tight junction. The record is from RefSeq and is a predicted model, not a curated record. The transcript has 2 exons. Gene Ontology annotation, biological process: calcium-independent cell-cell adhesion; bicellular tight junction assembly. Lineage: Eukaryota; Metazoa; Chordata; Aves; Strigiformes; Strigidae. The coding region runs from base 1353 to 2048 and encodes 231 amino acids. Gene Ontology annotation, molecular function: structural molecule activity.
GGAGUGCUGGGGCAGCACGAUGGGCAUGAGAUGGGGACAGUGCAGUGGCCAUGGGAUGGGCUGCAGUGGUGGCAAGCACGGAGCAACCAGGAGACAGACAGGUGAUGAUAGGCAUCCGCUGAAGAGAGGGCAGGGAGGGCAGACGGAUGGCAGUGGCAGGCACAGGCAGGGCAACGCUCAGAUCACCCCAGGGAGCUGCCAGGCCUGUUCCCACACUGUCCACACAGUGGGGAGAACACACGCUCGCCUGUGCUCCCUGCCCUCCUUGGCUUUUUGAGACGUGGACCAUAGCAGGAGGUACAGAAAACUUCUUGAUACACGGGUGCCAGGCUCUCUCCCUGCUCUCAGCACUGCCACACGUCCUGCCCCUGCCCACUGCUCCUGCCCAAGCGCACCAGGCAAGGUGCUGCUGACAGAUAGGUCACCUUCCACUCCCAAGAGGGUUUCAAUUUGGGACAGGGAAAGAAAAUAGCAAAUGGUCCCUGCUGUAGCUCUGCUAUCAGCAUCCAAACACCCUCAUCCAAAUGCCAGCAGGACCCUGCUCAGCUCUGAGCACAAUUUGUCACAGAGGCCCUCCCUGCCCCUCUCCAUCUGUGGCAGCCGGUGAGCAGGAGGGGGCACGGGGCCAGCGCAGCCCUCAUUACCGUCUCCAUUUGCUCCUCAUUUGGGCCAGGAGUCUUACAACAACAAACCCCGGGAAGGACCAGCAGGGCCAGGAGGAGUGAACUGAAAGCUCAAGCUCACCAAGUGGACGCGGGGAGUUCAACCUGCUGUCAUUUCACUGCACCUCUAACCCCAGCACGGGUGACGCAGCCUGAAGUGGCACACAGUCACCCGCCAGCCCCCAAGGCUGGCCGAGAAGCUGACAACAAGCUACAGACCUGAGCCACUGAGUCAAACCUGCCCCAAUAAUUAAUAGACAACAAGCAAAACAAGGCUUCGCAGCUCCUCAGUCCUUCCCGACGCUGAAAGGGUUUAAUUCUGAUUUGCAAUAAGCCUCUGAUCCAGGCUGAGAUUUGCAGGUGGAUUUCGCAAAGCUGCAACUAAACAAUUCACAGCUCCUGAUCCCCCUGCCCUGCCCCAACAAGCCACCUCCAGUCUUGGGUGACCCCCAGCCACGGCCACCUUCGGUCCCGCGUCUCCAGCCGCCUCCGUAACCUCUCCUCCCCCCCCAGCUCCCACCCACACGCCGGUGCCCUCACAAAACCAGCAUCCCCAGGAGCGGGGUGGAGCUGCGGCACAGGGAGCGGAGCCGCUGGCAGGGCCAUGGGAAGGUAAGCGUGUGGGAGCCAGCUGCCAGCAAGCCGGGAGAGAGGCAGUGAGCCCCAGGGAGGUGACAGCCAGCCCCCACCAUGGUCUCCAUGGGGCUGCAGCUGCUGGGCUAUGCCGUGGCCUUCCUGGGCUACAUUGGCACGCUGACAGCCACACUGCUGCCCAGCUGGAAGACCAGCUCCUACAUCGGCUCCAGCAUCGUGACAGCCGUGAGCUUCACCAAGGGGCUGUGGAUGGAAUGUGCCACAUACAGCACGGGCAUCACCCAGUGUGACAUCUACAGCUCCCUGCUCAACCUGCCCGCCGACAUCCAGGCAGCCCAGGCCCUGAUGGUGAGCUCCUGUGCCAUCUCCUCCCUCGCCUGUCUCCUCACCGUCGUGGGCAUGAGGUGCACUGUUUUCAGCCAGGGCUCGCCAGGCAAGGACCGGGUAGCGGUGGCGGGCGGCGCGGUCUUCAUCCUUGGGGGGCUGCUCUGCUUCAUCCCACUGGUCUGGAACAUCCAUGUGGUGCUGCGGGAUUUCCACAACCCUGUCCUUCCCGACAGCAUGAAGUUUGAGCUUGGGGAGGCACUUUACCUGGGCAUCAUCUCCUCCCUCCUCUCCCUCAUCGGUGGCUUCAUCCUCUGCACCUCCUGCCCUGCCCGGGAUGCAACGGCCACCUACGGAAGCACCUACCAGCCUGGGCUGCUGGCAGGCAAGAGUCACCAGCCCUCUGUCAGCCAGACACAGAAGACCAAGAGUGAGCUCAACUCCUACAACCUGACGGGAUACGUGUAACGGCUGCAGGUGGGAGCUGGGCUGGCACCUCUCCUGGCUCCCCAAAGCAUCUGGGCUGGCACCAAGGGAGUGUGGUGAGAGGAGAGGACAUCUCCCGUGCUCAGCCCUCUCACUCACACACUUGGGGGAUGUGACCCCGCUCUUCCUCAGGUAUCCCGAGAGCCCGGUGACUGCUCGGAGAUCCCAUCUGAUGGCUUACAUCAGUGAAGGACCUUGAACCUUAUUUCUCUUCCCUCCUCUGCUCUGCCAUCUUGCAGGCAGCCCCUGACACAGCCGGACCCCAGCCUGCAGCCCCAGCGAGCCCCUCUGGAUGGAGCUGGGUGCACUUGUGGCCCCAGGGACCAGCCCGCUGGCCACAGAGGCAGCACAGUGGGGUCAGAGGGCCUGCAUGGGUCUGGAGUCACUGCCGGGGGGGGUGGGGGGUGGGGGGGUGAGUGCUGGCUGCAAAGUGAUGUCGCAAUAAAUCUGUGUUUCUAGCCAGGCUGU